GCGCAGGAGCCAGGCACGACAGGAUCUCCAGCUGGUGAACGCCCGCCUCCUCCUGAACCUCCACCACGGCAGCACGGCACCGACACAGUGGACGACGUGCAAGCAUUGCAAGAUGUGGUGGUGGAUAUCGCAGAUGGAGUCGCGCGACUACUGGUGCUCCUGCGGCUGCCGAGUUGCUAAGCCCAAAGGAGAUUUGACGAAGGGCGACGGCAACGCUGGCAAGGGCAAGGGCAAGGGCAAGGAUAAGGACAAAGACAAGCAGUACCGAUCUGACGGUGCCACGGGCUCCGACCAACAGGGCUUCGCGCAGAUCGCCACGGCCUUGCAGACGAUGACGAGCUCCCUGGACACCCUCCAGUUCGACAACAAAGACGGCAUCGCCAAGCAGCUUACGAGUGUGGCCACGGCACUCCAAGCAGCGGCGAGUUCCCCAGCACAAGUUCCCAAGUCCCGAGCACUACGGUUGGCAGAAGCAGCAAGGAAACUCGAGGACGCGAACAAAAGGUACAAAUGGGCGUUCGAUGCAAAGCAGUCAGCGGACGAGAAGGCGAAGAAGGCAACAGAGUGGCUCACGGCCAGAGCGGACGACGUCCUGAACGCGGAUAAGGAAAUAGAGAUGACCCAGCAGGAGGGCAAGGAGAAGCCGAAGAGCAUCUUCGACCAGCUGCUGAACGCAGACACGGAGAUGAUCCAGCCAUCGGAGAUCGAGAUCGCCGAGGUCGAGGCUCACUUCCAGUACGACGAGGACAUGGAUGAAGAGGGAAAGCGGCAAGUGGAAUUAGCGAAGAAGCAAGUCCUGGAGCAUCUACGGCAGACGGCAUCAACCUUCAGGGGCCAGCUGAAAGACCACUUGCAGCAGGCGAAAGACAAAGCACAGCAGGAGCGCACCACGAUCACCCAGUCCUACAAGAAGCGGAAGGCGGGCUCAGGCGAGCCCGACGACAUCCUCGUCGACGGAGCAGACGCCUACCUGGAGCAGCGCAGGAAGGCACAACUCAAUGGCGUGGAAUACGAGCUGCAGAAAUCUGGGUUCUCAGCAGUUUUCACGGAAGCCAGGCAGAGCGAGAAGAGCCUGAAGGGGUCCCACGGUGGCACAGCUGUCAUCACCAAGGGCCACCUGAAGGCUACCUCUUUCCGCCACAAGGCACGGGCAGACACGACCUCGAGUGUGACUACUCACCAAGGGCCGUGCGACAUGGAUAUGAUCGACUGGACGCCAGUCACGCUCCAUUUGAAGGGCACCUCGCUGCUCAUCAUCUCCCUCUACUUGGACCCGAACGCCUCCCUCGUCGACGGGGUAAACGCCAGGAAGUUGACCUCGCUCGCGGCAUUCCUCCAUACUACCUCCAUGCCGUGGAUCAUCUGCGGCGGCUUUAAUUGCGAGUUCGACGCACUUGAGAAGACAGGGUGGCCGACGGCACUGGGCGCAACGGGCGUGGUCCAAUUGCCAGAGGGCCAGAACACGUCCUUCUUAGGUGACGCGACCCCCUCGAACAUAGACUACGCCCUGGUCAACCCUGGAGCAUCCCCCCACCCCAAGUUGCCGAAGAAGACCAACCCCAACAGCAAAGCAGCAAAGAAGAAGAAGAAAGCAGCGAUACCAGUCCUGGACGAAUCUGACAACCUCUCCGAUGACGUGGCCGCCGAGACCGGCACGGUGAGAUGGGAAGCCAUUGGACCAGACGGAUGUAAGAGAAACCAGACUGGGGCGAUCGCAGGCGUCGAGGCCAGCGGACCCGUCCCAAGACAAGUCACACAAAUGGACAUCGAGGACAUAGACCCCUUCGACGACCUGGAUGCGAACCUUUGCAGCACGGACAGCAACAUACUCAUGGCCGAGGAUGCCGAAGGGGCUUGGGACACACCAGAGGCGAAGGAUACUACUCAAAAGGCGGAGAGCACGGAUGAGACCAUGCACGACCCAAAUGCACCCACGACCAACUCGUCGGACCUGUCGAAGGAAACCCACAGGACUACCUCACAGACGAUGGAGCAGCGGGUCGCGGACAAAGCAGCAGGGGUGAACACCACAAUCAUGGACGAUACUUGGGAGGUGGCAGCGCAACCACAAGCCUUGGAGUCGACUGACACAGCCCACGAGUACAUAAAGCAGAGUGCAGCAUACAAGACCGACCCGAACGGUGCUGAACGACUAGGGCGACAAUACCACCAGUUCAUCGGCACUCUGGAGAAAUUCUAUUGCAUGGCUUACAAAGUGGCCUACAACAGCAGGAAGCACUCGCCAGCGCAGGACGACGCCGCGUUCGGGAAGGACUGCCACCAGUUGGGAAAGGGGGCCUCGCACACUGCCAUGCGCCACCAGCAGAUAUGGGCAGAUAGGAUGGCAGCGCUUGAAACGAUACCACUCAAGCAAGACAUGCGGGACAGCAGCAAGCAGUACAGUCUAGGGUUGGCGCAAGCAGAGAAGACCAUCGGA
This is a messenger RNA of Prorocentrum cordatum, 2437 nucleotides long. The record is from the annotation of a GenBank genome assembly. Lineage: Eukaryota; Dinophyceae; Prorocentrales; Prorocentraceae.